Ustilago hordei is the source of this 2142-nucleotide messenger RNA. RefSeq lists its product as uncharacterized. The transcript has a single exon. Gene Ontology annotation, cellular component: anaphase-promoting complex. Gene Ontology annotation, biological process: cell division. The coding region runs from base 1 to 2142 and encodes 713 amino acids. The record is from RefSeq and is a predicted model, not a curated record. Gene Ontology annotation, molecular function: protein binding. Lineage: Eukaryota; Fungi; Basidiomycota; Ustilaginomycetes; Ustilaginales; Ustilaginaceae.
AUGCCCGACACAUCCGUCUUCGACAUCGACUAUCCAUUUCCAGAUCUCGACCCUGUUCGAGCACGAGAGCAGCUAAGGUACGCAGCUGCAGAGCUGUCCGAGCGCGGUCUGGCAUCUUCAUCAAGAUGGACGCUCGAGCUUCUGCAAUCGGUCCCUUACACGGACUUUAGCUACGGGAAGCGUCUCUUCUCUGAAGAAAGUCGUGAGGACGAGUUGGCAAUCGGCACAAUGACGCCAGCAACGAAGCGCCGCCCAAAUCGAAGAUCACUCAUACCAGAGCACUCGACACCCGCUCUUGGCAUACAGCAGCGCAUGUCCGUGGAGCCGAACGCUGAGGAUGGGUCAAUAGGCGAAGUCUCUGGGCGGUUCAAUUCCAACGCAUACGCAUCGUCGCCUCUCGCAAGCGCUCGUCUGGGUCACAUAGCAUCGCCAAGAGGCGAUCCAGACAGCUCUAUCAUCACAGUCGACAGUGAGGAGGGCGGCGGCGGCGCCGGGUCCGCUCACGUACACUGGCAAUCGAAUACCAACUCUGUCGAUUGCUCCCCUGGGCAGUCACAACUUCGCUAUGACGGCGCACAGACUGUGUCAUCAGCAUUGGAGGAAGAGUCAUAUAUGCUUGCCAAGAGUCACUUUGACCAACACCAACUCGAGCGAUGCAUCUGGGUCUUGGAGAACAGCAAAAAUACGUCCGACAAGGCUCGGUUCCUGCGGCUGUACGCAAGGUUCCUCAUGUCAGAACGCAAGCUCGACGAACACGGCAUGAUCAUUCCGAAGCCAACCGGAACGUUGCCGGCUACGUCGCCAAGCCUGGUACCCAUCCUCAAGGAGCUCAUCCAUGCUGUCGACCCGUUCUUGCUCUUCCUGAAGGGCGCAAUCCUGCGAAAACUGAACCGGCCCAUCGAGGCCAUGGACUGCCUGAUUCGAUCCGUGCAAAAUUUUGCGUACAACUGGGCGGCAUGGCAAGAGCUGGCGAUGACGUUGGAGCCAGGAGAGGCGGAUCAGAUGGCUGACUUGCUGCCCGAAUCUUUCAUGGUCAGCUUCUUCCGUGAGUUUCUCGAUCGUCAUUCGGCACAGGAAGGCGACCUUACUAUCGCCCGCAUCGACCGACUACUCGAAUCCUUCCCGCGUUCUGCUCACUUGCUCACCAGUCGCGCACAGACGAACGUUCACCGGCUAGACUAUAUCGAAGCUGAACAAGAUUUCCAAGAAGCAUGGUCGAUUGACCCUUACCGCAUCGACGGACUCUCCGACUACUCGAAUGCACUAUACUUGCUCAAUCGAACAGCGGAGCUAGCAUACCUCGCGCACAAAUUCAGCUCGUUUGCAAAAGACCGACCUGAAGUAUGCUGCUUGGUAGGCAAUUACUACAAUCAACGUAGCGACCACCACCGUGCCAUUGAAGCCUUCCGACACGCCCUGCGUCUUGACUCUGGUUGCGUACCCGCCUGGAUCUUGCUAGGACACGAAUACAUCGAGCUCAAGAACAGUCAUGCUGCCGCGGAGAUGUACCGACGAGCACUCAAAAUCAACCCUCGCGAGUACCGCGCUCUGUACGGACUUGGACAAGUGUAUGAGCUCAACGGUGCUUACACGUAUGCGGUCAACUACUUUCAGAAGUGUGCAGCGAUUCGACCAUAUGACGGACGCAUGUGGUCGAGUAUGGGUAUCUGCUACGAUCACUUAGGCCGAGCCCAAGACGCUAUCUCUUGCUUCAAGCGAUACCUCGCUUGUCGUCUCAAUCAGGGAGACACGGUGAUUGGGUUGACGAGGAUCAUCGAGGUAUAUGAAAAGGAGCGAGACUUUGAAGCUGCUGCAUCGUACCACCGUCGAUUGGUGCAGGUCGUGGACAGAGCGCUGGCAGGAACAGAGUCGAAUGUCGUGGCACGGUAUGCGAGAUCAUACAUCAUCGCAGCAAGGUGGGAGAUGGGCGAGAUCGGAGACAAAGCAGCACAACAGAGAGCGGAAGCAGCAGGUAUGGCUACGAGAGACGAAAUGGAUCAGGACGCGGAAGAGGGCUCGCAGAACAAGGUUGGAAACUUGGCUCUGGCCAAUGACUACCUGCAAAAGGUGAUUGCAGCAGGCACCGAGAUGACAGACAGCGCAGAGAUCUUGCUCAAGCGUUUGGCUUUCUUGCGUGAUUGA